AUGAUCCGCCUUGUAGGAAUUGUCGAAGUCGCCCUUGAUCGCCUCAGGAUCCUGGAGCUGGGGCAACGCAUAUACGACCCAGAUCGUUGUGAUUACUUGGCUUCCGUUUUUGGCGGUCACCAGAUUGAUUCCGACAGGACAAACAAUCAAAUCGAUGGCAUCAUCCUCGAGGAAAGCUUGCAGGAGAUACUCUUGGGUUUGCGCCUUCCAGAGGAACGACUCCAAGCCACCCUCUCAGAUAGUCCAUACCCUCAAGUAUACAACCACGACGUCUACUAUAUCCAGGGUCGUCAUCGAAUUGAAGCAGCCAAAAGAUCAGGUGAUGUCCUCACAUGGGUUGUCCGACUGCACGUUACCGACAGCUGGCCAAACUUUAUCCACAAUGAGACGGGGUUCAUACAAAGUCAACCCGAUUGGUACAGCCAUGAGAAAGAAUGGUCAGAUGGAGACAUAUACGUCAAGCUGAGAGAGUCUCAAGUGAGCUGCGAUGAGGACAUUGAGAGACAGUUCACUGUACGACUGGGACCCAUGAAGCGGAAGUCGAUGGCGGAUAUAGAAGUACGCCCCGAGAUCCAAAUUACGCUGGAUAGAUUUAAGGACUUUCCUAGUUUAUUGCAAGGACUAAAACUUGGCAUGAUGUACAAAUACUUGUCGUGGCAUCAUCUGGACGCGGAAGUGACGAAGUACAUGCAACAUAUUGAACAAGUAUACGUCGCUUUGACAGAUGGUGUGGAAUAUGUCCAACAUUCUAUGGACAUCAAUACGAUUCGAACACUUGAGGAACGUUUACCAACGAGUACUGCGGACCGUCAAUUCAUUCAGCGAGGGUUUCGUUCAGGGAGACUCUUUUCCAUGGUGACCGACGAACACUGGCGAGCAAGGAUUGAGUACAUCGUGCUUAACAUGCCAGUCCUCAUACCCAGUCUGAAGUCUUUCCAUGAGUACAUUAAAAUUCUCAGCACGGCUGCUCAAAUUUUGAAGAUUCAUUUGCUGUCGGACCACGCGCAUGAGAAAGGGACGCUCUAA
Colletotrichum higginsianum IMI 349063 is the source of this 1026-nucleotide messenger RNA. RefSeq lists its product as uncharacterized. Lineage: Eukaryota; Fungi; Ascomycota; Sordariomycetes; Glomerellales; Glomerellaceae. The transcript has a single exon. The record is from RefSeq and is a predicted model, not a curated record. The coding region runs from base 1 to 1026 and encodes 341 amino acids.